CAACUGCGUUCCCCACAACCCAGUACCUGAAAAAUCCACUCUUUCUUUCUCUCUUUCUCUCUCUCCUUAACUCCCCAACAAAUAUAUACCUUCCUUUUGCUUAAUUCUAUGAUCACAAUCUCAUCUUUCUCUCUCACAGAAAGAAAAAACCUCUUCAAUUUCUCCUGUCUCAAAGAUUCUCAAUUGGGUCUUCGAAAAUGCGGAUGAGCUGCAAUGGAUGUCGAGUUCUGAGAAAAGGUUGCAGUGAGAAUUGCAGCAUCAGACCUUGUUUACAGUGGAUCAAAAGCCCAGAAUCUCAGGCCAAUGCUACUGUGUUUCUUGCUAAGUUCUACGGCCGUGCUGGGCUCAUGAAUCUCGUUAACGCCGGCCCAGAACAUCUUCGUCCAGCGAUCUUUCGUUCGUUGUUGUACGAGGCAUGCGGUCGGAUAGUGAACCCGAUUUACGGUUCAGUUGGUUUGUUGUGGUCGGGGAGCUGGCAGCUGUGUCAGGCCGCCGUGGAGAACGUCUUGAAAGGCGCACCGAUUACGCCGAUCACGUCUGAAGCGGCUGCUAGCGGGCGGGGUCCACCACUGAAGGCAUACGACAUACGCCACGUGUCAAGAGAUGAGAACUCCGCCGCGUCGAACGAAACUCAGCAGCAACGAGUCAAGACUCGGUCUAGGGUCCGGCGUCCCGUUGCCAACGCCAAGCCCAAAUCCACCACAAACGAAAACAACGGUGAGAAGGGAACCGAAUUGGGGUCUUCUGAACCGGGUUUGAUGACAUGCGAAUGGACCGAAGAGGCGGUGAAUCGAUCUGGAAGUCACGAAUCAUCGCUGAGCCACCAGUCUGAGGCGGCGAAUGCGGUGGAGAGCGAGAGCAUGGUGUCGGUGGAGACGGCGGAGACUUCGAUCCUCUUCCGAGAUGAACCGGAUUCAAACCCGAAGAUCGUGCAACGAACCGAUGAUGUUGGUUUGGAGCUUACGCUUGGGUUCGAACCGGUUUCACGUGCGCAGCACGUGGUUCCAGUGAAGAAGAGACGGAUCGAGUUGAAGGAUUUUAGCGGCUCGGCUGAGAGUGGGUCGUGCAAGAUGGAGCUGGGGCUUGAAUGCUCUGCUUGAGCGACUCGACUCUCGGCUCAGUUUUGAUUCCAUCGGCUUUAUGUAUGUCUUUGAUACAAGAGAUCAGAACCCUUUUGUCGUUUUUUUUUCUUUUAAUAGUUUGUUUUUUCUCUUUUGUAAUUGGGUUAUUUUUAACCUUUUUUUUUCGAAUGUGAAUGUGGUGCAGUACAAACUUAAACAUGAAUGACAACUUAAGUAGAUUAUGAAAAA
Messenger RNA from Vigna radiata var. radiata (mung bean), 1310 nucleotides. RefSeq names its product LOB domain-containing protein 41. The record is from RefSeq and is a predicted model, not a curated record. The transcript is spliced from 2 exons. Gene Ontology annotation, biological process: regulation of gene expression. The coding region runs from base 198 to 1100 and encodes 300 amino acids. NCBI's taxonomy places the organism in Eukaryota, Viridiplantae, Streptophyta, Magnoliopsida, Fabales, Fabaceae.